AUGCGUGCAUUGUCCCAGGCGGCGCUUCCCACCCUCCGCUCCCCCCCCGCUCCCCCCCCACCCUACCUUCCUCUCCCACCCUAUCCCCCGCUUUUCCUCCCGCUCCUCCCUCCCGCUCCCCUCCCUCUUCUCUCCCCUGCAUCUUUCCCCAUCCUCUGUCCCUCUCCUCGCACCCCACCACACUCAACAACGGCAAGCCCUGAACAGGAACUCACCUCCCUGUUCAAUGUGAACCCGUUUCCGACUGCACCCCUCACUCAUCUCCCUCUCCCCUCCUCCAUCCCCUCCCCGAAUGCUCCCUCCCCUCGUCUUCCCCACCCACUACUCCUCCUCCCCGCCGUUGCAGGGAAAGCGCUGGUGACUCUGAGGGACCAGCUGACCUUCGUGAACCCCAGCCGCAGCCCCAAGGCAUUGCGGAUUGGCAGAGCGAAUUGCGUAGGGAAAGCGCUGGUGACUCUGAGGGACCAGCUGACCUUUGUGAACCCUACCCGCAGCCCCAAGGCGUUCUGGAAGAGCGCGGAGAACUGCGAGGCGUUAUAUGGUGUCGUGUGUGACGUCAACGGCUACGUCACCGCGCUCACCCUAGUGGGAGUGGUGGGGCCGCUCCCAGACGCUAUAGGGAACCUUCCUUCCCUCUCCUUCCUAUCCAUUACCAGCAACCUGACAAGGCUUCCCUCCACCCUAGUGCAGCUCAGCUCUACACUCACUGCUCUCCACUUGGGCUUUAACGACCUUGCUGGAACCUUCCCUUCUGUUGUGACUCGCCUGCUGCAGCUGCGCACACUCAAUCUCGCUCAAAACCAGCUUACAGGAAACAUCCCCGCUGGCCUUGCAAAACUUUCCCGUCUGGCUUUCCUCCGUUUGGACGGCAAUCAGUUUACAGGCCCCAUUCCCUCGCAGCUCUACUCCCUCACCAACAUCUCUUACCUCUCUCUGCGAUCAAACCGUCUCUCUGGCAGCAUUGCACCGCAAGUCUCAAAUUUCAAAGCGCUGCAGCUGCUAGACUUGAGAGACAACAUGCUGACGUCAUCCAUCCCAUCCACUCUCCCAGCAUGUGUCAAGCUCUUCUGGCUCUAUCUGAGCAACAAUCGUCUCACAGGCUCUAUACCUGCAGCCAUCGGCAAGCUAUCGAGGCUUAGAUUCCUGCUCAUAGAUUCCAACCGCCUCUCUUCAACACUGCCUGCCUCCCUCUCUGCUCUCUCCCUGCUCUCCCACCUCGAUGCCAGCAACAACACUCUCACGGGCCCCAUCCAUCCCGGCCUUGGCGAACUCUCCUAUCUCGCCUACCUCCAAUUGGAUCGGAACAAGCUUGUAGGGGAAAUCCCACCCACCUUGGUCAACCUCCCGUACCUCUAUCACCUAGACCUCUCGCACAACCAGCUAGUAGGCCCAGUGCCAGACAUCUUUCCCCCAGGCAACGAGUUGAGCACGGUAGACUUGUCUCAGAACAAGCUCACUGGUGUGCUACCAGCCACAGUAGCUACAUGCGCAUCCCUUGUGUCACUUGACGUCAGCAACAACGCCCUCAGCGGCAGGCCGGCAGAGCUGAUCAGCAACCUCCAGUCGCUCGCGUACCUCAAUCUCUCGCGCAACUAUUUCACCGGUCCCCUCCCCAAAGUCUACUCCGCCACAGCUAUUGCCCUUCUGGAUCUCUCCCGCAACUACUUCUUUGGUCCGGCAAGCAUCGUAGACACCCAGGGCAUGCCGCUGCUCUCCCAAACCUCCGCCCCAGGCUCGGGAACCAUCCAGAGCACCGGAGCUGCAGGUUCGGUGGCGCUGAGCGUGGGGAGGAACUGCCUUGUGUAUGAUCUGACAGGGACCGGAGCAACAGCAGCAUCAGGCUCGGUGCUAGGUUUGGAAGGGCAGAGGAGCGUGGACGACUGUAGCUCGUUCUGCCGAACCGGACUGAGUGGUUCGGCAACCGAAGCUGAGAACAUGCAGUGUGGAGGCUCGGGGGUGUGCCUUGCCAAGGUGGUAACCAGGAAGUCGCCUCCAGCGGUUUCGUUCACAU
This is a messenger RNA of Closterium sp. NIES-65, 2011 nucleotides long. The record is from the annotation of a GenBank genome assembly. Lineage: Eukaryota; Viridiplantae; Streptophyta; Zygnematophyceae; Desmidiales; Closteriaceae.